UGGAGCCUAUUGCUGAUACUGAGAGCUGUUCCACCGGCUAUGUAAUGUGUGAUAAAUUCUGUGUUCAAGAGGGCACUUGUACAACCGAUGCAACUACGACACCCAAACCAGAUACCUCGUUGACGGAACAAUGCGAGGAGUUCCAGUAUAAGUGUCCCAACGCUUCCUUAUGCGUGGAGCGAUCUCAAGUGUGCGACGGUCGCCAGGAUUGUCCGGGGGGAGGGGAUGAACUAACCGCCUUGUGUGAAUCUCUUACGUGUCAACCGCACGAGUUCAUGUGUACAUCAGGCUCUUGCAUUCUGGAUAACUUCAAAUGUGACGGCGAGCCGGACUGCCCCGACGAAUCGGACGAAUUCGGUUGUAUCGGCAGGACAUGUCGCUUGGGUUUCUUCCAAUGUCACAGCAAGGAAUGCGUCGAGAUGAGCAAGCGUUGCGACGGCAAUCAAGACUGCUUCGAUUCUAGCGACGAAGAUGGCUGCCAAUCACCCAUAGACCUGUUCGAUGAGGAGCCUGAACAUCAUUGCCCCGAAGGAGAAAUUGCUUGCGAGCUUAACAAGACCAUUUGCUUACCACCCUCUGCACGAUGCAACAUGAAGACAGACUGCCCCGGAGGCACGGACGAAAGCGGGUGCGAUAGACGCUGUGCCCCACACAAUAUGUUUGAAUGCAAACAGGAAUACAUGUGUGUGCCCCUGCGUGUACUCUGCAACGGGAUCAAGGACUGUCAGGAUGGGUCUGACGAGGCCCCUGAAGCUUGCGCUAAAGUGAACAUGACGUCCCGGCUAUACCCACCAAGCCUGUACCCAUCGGCGGAGUGCCACGAGGGCUUCCUGUGCGGCAGCGGACAAUGCAUCGAGUGGCGGGACGUGUGCGACCAAGUGCCGCACUGCUUCGACGGCUCCGAUGAGCACGGGCUGUGCAAUACGGCGUGUCAAAACAACAGUUGUGCGUACUCCUGUCAGGCAACGCCUCAAGGCGCGCACUGUAGAUGUCCCCCAGGACUCAGGACUAGUGCUGACCACUUGUCUUGCGAAGAUCUGGACGAAUGCGCUCACGGAGUCUGUUCUCACAAGUGUCACAAUGUGCCUGGGUCGUUCCUGUGUUCCUGCUAUCAUGGAUAUUCGCUCAGACCCGAUCGACGCUCGUGCAAAGCCAGCAAAGGCGACAUGUCCAUAGUGUACGUGUCGCGGAACACAGUCUGGUCUGUGGCUAUAGACGGACAGACCACUCUCGUCUAUAAUGAGACCAAAGGUGUUUCUAUAGCUGAUAUUGCCCUCGAUAUCAGAAAGAAUAAACUCUACGUGACCCUGACGGAAGCUGGAAAAUUAAUUGAAGUCAACGCUUCGAAGAGCAACACCGUCGUAACUAACAUUGGGAAACCAACAAAGGUGGCUGUGGAUUGGAUCACGGGUAACGUUUACUUCGUGGACAGCACCCCUGGAGCGAGCUGCAUCAGGGUUUGUAACGUAGGGAAGAAGAGAUGUGCCAAGCUUCAGAAGUUACCAGCCAAUGGCAAGGUGACAUCACUCGUGUUGGAACCAGCUUGGGGGCGAAUGUUCUACGUAGUCUGGUCGAGGGGUCGCGCAGUAGUCUGGUCCGGAGGCCUGGGAGGGAGACACGCAGCCGACCUGGCAGCCGCAGGGGGGGCCGAAGGGGGGGUCUCUGUAGCCGCGCAUGCCUUCAUCCCGCGCCUCUACGUCGCUGAGACGCAUCCCGCGCGCAUCACCGCUAUGGACCUCGACGGGGAACACCAGAAACUCAUAGUGUACAAUCACACGGAAUUCCAAGGACUCCGCGACUUGGUGUUGUUCGAAGAUUCGAUCUACUUCCUAACCACUAACUCAUUGUAUUUGAACCGAUGCUCCCUCUUCGGCAAGAAACAAUGCGAGCCAUUCAUCCACAGAGACGUAGCUGCAGACACGUUUGUGUUGAGGCAUGAGAGCGUACAGCGCGACGACGUGCACAAUUCGUGCGAAAGCUUCGAGUGCGACAACGUAUGCGUGCUCGAACAAAACGGACCGCAGUGCGUGUGCGACGAUGGAUCCAUCGCUAGUGGCGGGAAAUGUCCGCUGUUUGAGAAACAACAGCUUCCGUUGUUCAACGGCUGGACAUCAGAGCAGUACCGUCGCGCGCACUCGGUAAUGUUCGGCAUGAUCACGGCCAUCGUCGUGCUGCUGACCCUCUACCUCGCCAUCUUCGUCUACUACCAGGUGCUGCGCCCGCGCUGGGCCCUCGCCACCCCCUACAUGGAGGUCCGCUACCAGCACAGGGGUGAAGACGCUGCUGCUGCCUCCUCUAUGCUUGACAUUCCGACACCUGCCGACACGUCUGAAAGUCACGAGUUCGUGAAUCCACUGCAAUACGUUCGCGACGCUUGGAUGCAGAUCAGAGGAGACAAGCGUCCCAUUGGCACCGAAGGGCUGAGAAUCGACGUCCCGCGUCAAGAAAACGAGGACGACCUGUCGGACACAGAGUCGGACUUGGACGUCAGGGACACGACCAAUAUCGUGCCAGACAAAUUAGCUUCACUUACAUUUGUAGAUGUUGAGAAUUUAUGUUCAACGUAUAAAUGCAUAGUAGAUGUAUUAAAAAAGGAAUUGAAAUUGGAAACCGCCGCCAAAUCUAAGGGAUACCCCGUCACCGAAAAGGAGGCCGCCCUCCUUACAACCAUCUUUAGGAAACCAAUCCCGGACUCCCCCGCGAGCCCCUCGGUCUCCCAACAGGGCCAUCAAGGCCCGUCCAAGAGGACCGCCUCCGAACGGUCCGUCUCCGACUCGGGGUCCUCUGAGUCCACGAUGGUGUCGGCCUCCGCCGACGACGACAGCGCUUCAUUCACCCUGGUCAAGGGGAAGAAAAAGAGGCGCAACAAGCGCAGCUCCCCAUCUCUGGUGAGUCAGCCCACCACCGUCUCCUCGCGGAGCCAGCCCCCGGCGCAGAUGUCCCUAGACAUUCAAGCCCCCGCCACCGAUCUUCCUCAGGGACAAAACCGCAUGGAAGAGAGUAGCCGACCUCUGCAACGAGCAGAGAAUCACCUACACCCAGGCAUCCAACUUGGGUGA
Molecule: messenger RNA, 3059 nt
Organism: Chilo suppressalis (striped riceborer)
Lineage: Eukaryota; Metazoa; Arthropoda; Insecta; Lepidoptera; Crambidae
Source: the annotation of a GenBank genome assembly